This is a messenger RNA of Populus trichocarpa (black cottonwood), 1032 nucleotides long. RefSeq lists its product as uncharacterized. Lineage: Eukaryota; Viridiplantae; Streptophyta; Magnoliopsida; Malpighiales; Salicaceae. The transcript is spliced from 2 exons. The record is from RefSeq and is a predicted model, not a curated record. The coding region runs from base 343 to 660 and encodes 105 amino acids.
AAAUAUAUCUACUUGGUUGGGAGAAGAAUGUAAAAAAAGUGAUUGGCUUGGCUAAUUGUAGUGGAAUCUAUCCCUGGUUUUUUUGGGGGGAAUGAAAUAAGGAGAAGCUGAAACAGCGAAGAAAAAUGGAUGAGGAAGAGACUGUAAAAUUAUUCGGAUGAGGAAGAGACUGAAAAAGUGUGUAUCAGUAGUUUGGAUGAGGUAACUAUUUGCUGAAUUAUUCGGGUGUUGUGUUGGGAGAGUGAAAACAAAAGGAAAUAAAUUAUGAGGAAUAGAAAUGAGGAUAGUUUGAAGUACUCCAUUAGCAGGAUUUUAACAAGCUUUUAGUCAAAUCAUUGUUUUAUGUUUUUGUACAGCACAUCUGCUUGCCUUGCUGGUAGCCACUGGGAAAAAGUCAGACAUUUUAUGGAUAACAAAGCAGCUUGUGAGGAGAUUUCUCAGGAACUUGCACGGGAGUCGCUUAUUGGUAUAUCUUAUUGCCUACCAGAUAAGGUUCAAAAUUCAGAAGGUGUGCCUCAGAGUGUCAAUGACGAGGAAAAGCUUCCAGUCAUAAAUGGUGAUGGAGCUGAAAAGUAUAGAUCAGAACUAAUUUCCAUUUCAGACAUUCAAUCACCUGAUACUGCAACAUCACCAGUGGCAUCAGAGAACCACGAGGGUUAGCAAGAACCAGUCUUUCCCUGAAAAGUUGUUGUAGCAUAUUCUCCUGGUUUAAUUUCUCGCAGAACUCUUAACUGUUGUGUUAUGGGUUUAAACCAAUGACUGGUUGUGCUGUCUGCUUCUGUUGAUAUCAAUACAAACAAGAAAAUACAGAAGUUUUAUGUACAGAUUACAGUACUUAUUACUGUAAAAGAAGUUUUUCUAUAAAAAAAAAAAAAAAAACAGAUGUGUUUCGGUAACAGUGUGUUGCUUCUAGUGGUUUAUAUUGCGCAGCCGCAGCAUGGAUUUCCUAGGAGCUGUAUGAUCCUGCAUGUUUUUGUUCCGUUUCUGGAAUUUCCUUCUUUCUUCUUAAUUUAGCAGUUGAGUUCUGGCAAA